Diorhabda carinulata is the source of this 1475-nucleotide messenger RNA. RefSeq names its product pyrokinin-1 receptor-like. Gene Ontology annotation, biological process: neuropeptide signaling pathway. Gene Ontology annotation, molecular function: neuromedin U receptor activity. The record is from RefSeq and is a predicted model, not a curated record. NCBI's taxonomy places the organism in Eukaryota, Metazoa, Arthropoda, Insecta, Coleoptera, Chrysomelidae. Bases 69 to 1193 code for a protein of 374 amino acids. The transcript has 3 exons. Gene Ontology annotation, cellular component: plasma membrane.
ACUUCGCGUCGAUCAGUUGAUGAUUCCGAUUGAAUUUAGUGCUGUUCGUUUUUUUUAUAUAUAUAACCAUGGACGUUGAGUGUAGUGAAGAAAUAUUCGGACCUCGGCACGAUUCUUUACAAGUAGUUAUCCCUUUAACGAUACUAUACGUUAUAAUAUUCAUAACCGGCACUAUCGGCAACGUGAGUACUUGCAUAGUGAUAUCGAAAAACAAAACAAUGCACACAGCCACCAAUUAUUAUUUAUUCAGUUUAGCCAUAUCGGAUCAACUUCUCCUUUUAUCCGGCGUUCCUCAAGAAGUAUUUUUGUUUUGGCAACGAUACCCGUACAUUUUCGGCGACAGAUUUUGUUUCAUGCGAGGACUGUCCAACGAAACUUCCAGCAACGCCACGGUUCUUAUAAUCACGGCAUUCACCGUCGAACGAUACCUGGCUAUAUGUCAUCCUUUCCUCGCACACACGAUGUCGAAUUUAUCCCGGGCUAUUAAACUUAUUAUAUUAAUUUGGUUGUUGUCUAUAUGUUUGGCAAUACCGCAAGCUAUGCCGUUAAAAGUUGUCGGGAAGUGCCCGCAGUGCGUCGUGGAAGAAACCAUCAUUGAUUACAAUUUCGAAAUUUCGACUAUUCUUUUUUUUAUUGCACCUAUGACUGUAAUUACGGUCCUGUAUAUUUUGAUUGGGGUUAAAUUGAGAUCGAAUAGUGCCGAAAAGAGGAUCACCAGUACGAAAAUAAUGAGACGUUCUUCGAAAAAAGUUGUUAAUAUGUUAGUGGCCGUAGUUAUAACGUUCUUUUUAUGUUGGGCUCCUUUCCACAUACAGCGGCUAUACGUCAUUUAUAAUGUACCCACUAAAGAAACUCGUGACGCGUAUAUGCAGAUCUAUGGAAUUAUCACUUAUAUCAGCGGUUUUCUAUUCUAUACGUCAGCUACAAUCAACCCGAUUCUUUACAACAUCAUGUCAGCAAAAUUUAGAGACGCUUUUAAGGAAACCUUCUCAUCGUGCUGUUUUCGCGGAGGCGGGAUUUACAAACCACAAAGAUCUAUAUCAGUAGUUUCUAAAUCUCUGACGAAAUGUCAGGAUUCCACGGAUUCGGGAAGCAGAAAUAAUUCACUUCAAUCGGUUUCGAUCACGCUUCACAAAAAUUAUUUUAGUUCUACGGUAGGAAUUGGAGAAAAAACAAAAAUAGCACACGUGUAAUAUUUAAUGGAAUCAGCAACAAUUACCACUUCCUAUGGUUCAAGUGAUAACGUUGCGAAUGAAUCGAAGGUGAAUUAUUAAAAUGUUUUACGGCUCGAAGGACCAAAUUCAGUUAUUUGUUUCAGGUUUACCAGCACCACUGGCGAUUUUCCAAGAAAAUCGUCGCUGGAAGGAACUAUUUAAAUUAUUUUAUUUCAUAGUAUAUGUAGUUUUAGUAAUAGUUUAUUUAUAUCUAUAUUUUUAUACCAAAAAAAGUUAUCUUGUGAUAAAAAAUGAGUUUAC